Molecule: messenger RNA, 1489 nt
Organism: Platichthys flesus (European flounder)
Lineage: Eukaryota; Metazoa; Chordata; Actinopteri; Pleuronectiformes; Pleuronectidae
Gene: park7
Product: parkinson protein 7
Exons: 6
Coding region: 1-525 (174 amino acids)
Biological process (GO): guanine deglycation, glyoxal removal; protein deglycation, glyoxal removal
Cellular component (GO): cytosol; nucleus
Molecular function (GO): protein deglycase activity
Source: RefSeq, a predicted model, not a curated record
AUGUUCUCAGAUCAUCUUGAUGAGAGGUGUCUUCAAGAGACACAGAUUUCAGUCACAGUUGCGGGACUGACUGGUAAAGAUCCAAUUCAGUGCAGCAGAAACGUGGUGAUCUUACCUGACGCCAGCCUGGAGGAGGCCAGAAAACAGGGCCCUUAUGAUGUGGUGUUUCUGCCAGGAGGAAUGCCAGGGGCAAAGAAUCUGGCAGAGUCUCCUGCUGUGAAGGAGGUGCUGCAGGAACAGGAUGGCAGGAAAGGUCUGAUCGCAGCCAUCUGUGCAGGUCCCACUGCUCUUCUGGCACAUGGCAUUGGCUACGGCAGCACAGUCACCACGCAUCCUGCCAUGAAGGAGAAAAUGAUGGCUGGAGACCACUAUAAAUAUUCGGAGGCUCGUGUGCAGAAGGAUGGCCACUACAUCACCAGCCGCGGGCCAGGAACCAGCUUUGAGUGCGCACUGACAAUUGUAGAGGAGCUUCUGGGGGCUGAGGUGGCAGCUCAAGUCAAGGCUCCACUUAUUUUGAAGGACUGAACGUAGCUGUGUGUUCAUUUCACAUCCUGCAAGUAGCGCUUCCUCCUGCACAAGUGUGCAACUACUGAGACAGCAGUUCCUGUGUCGCAUGCUGCAAUGACUCAAAGUCACUAGUCACAAAUCACUCUGCCCCGAGAAUAAAGGUUUCUGUUCUGACAGAUUAUUUUCUUUCUUAGUCAUCAAUGAAAUGCAUACAACACAGGUUAGGCUAGAAUGGCAGUCAAUAGUGCACAUGCUGCUGCCAAAUCGCUUUAAAGACCCAAAUGUGUCAAUUUUUUUUUUUUAAGCAAGAUCCAUGAAUCAUUCCCUGGGAAUUAAGUGAAAAUAUGAAAAAUAAACCUUAUUUAUUCGAAAGAAAGUGAAUAAAAUCAAAUCGUAAUUUGAUCCCUGAUCCAGAUCCACACCAAAAUUCGAAAGGGUUCUAUCCUGACCCACUCCACAUCUUUCCAUUAAGUUGUUUUGUGUAAUCCUGCUUACAAACAAUAAGGGGUGAAAACAAAAGCUCUUUGGCAGCAAUAACAAUGAAUGGAAAUGCUUUCAAAAUCUGAAAUGUAUUUUGUUCUAUGUAGUUUCUCCACUGACGCUUCUGUCAUUAUACUGACUGCUUUAUUACUUCACUUGCCAUGUACCUUCAGAUAAGAUAAAAAACUUUAUUGAUCCGCACACACAAAAGAGUAUGUUUAUUAUAUACACCUUUCAUUGUAUUGGUUUGUAUUGAAAAGUAAAGUGCAGUUGCACGAGCAAGUAAAAAACUACAUAAGAAAUAAAACCUUUUUGUAAAUCAACACAAAUGUUAUAAGUAGUGUAAAGGGAUUCAGCGAUCUUGAUGGGAAAAAAAUGAGGUGUCUUGAGGGGCUGAUAUCCAUGGGUGUGAGAUCUGGUGCUGCUUGAUUGAAUUUAAGGGACUGUUGGGCCCAAGAAAUAGCCCCAUGGGGACAAUAAAGUAUAUUUGAUUAAAACCUUU